Scophthalmus maximus (turbot) is the source of this 2091-nucleotide messenger RNA. RefSeq names its product alpha-2Db adrenergic receptor-like. Lineage: Eukaryota; Metazoa; Chordata; Actinopteri; Pleuronectiformes; Scophthalmidae. Gene Ontology annotation, cellular component: membrane. Gene Ontology annotation, molecular function: alpha2-adrenergic receptor activity. Bases 552 to 1997 code for a protein of 481 amino acids. The record is from RefSeq and is a predicted model, not a curated record. The transcript has 3 exons. Gene Ontology annotation, biological process: adenylate cyclase-activating adrenergic receptor signaling pathway; platelet activation; regulation of vasoconstriction.
CCUCUUCCUCCUCCUCCUCUUCAUCCUCCUCCUCCUCCUCUUCAUCCUCCUCCUCCUCCUCCUCCUCUCUCUGUUCCAGCAGUAAAGCAUCACAGAGCGGCGGAAGCAGCAGAUUCACUCAGCACAGCGGCGAGUUGCAUGAAAGUGAGGACGUCUGUUUUUCUGUUUCUUGCCUCAAUGUUUUUCUAUCUUCUCCCGUUUAAAGUCUGUUCAGUCGUUUUCUCGUCUGCCACUUCUUCUGCCGCUGGUCUCUGUCGGAUGGAGCAGGAUGAGGGCAACAUGCGAUCCGGUCCUCGCUCCAACUGGAGCAUGUAGACUCGUGCUCUCGUGUUUUUCAUUUUCUUCUCUCUGGGAAUAAGUAGGCCGGUCCUGCAGCUUUAAUUCAGCCUGUCAACCUCAUGAAAGGACAUUUUAACAGAUUCUGGCUUUUUCCUACUUCUUCGUUCAUAUUUGGACGGUCCGUUCUUCUCCGAUGGGCUGGCGUUAAGAGACGGCGUGCAUGGUGAAAACACUGGAGGUUAAACAAUCAUGACGUCGGCCAUUUAACCAGGAUGGACUUCUUCUUCACUCCUGCACUGGCCUCUUCAGCACCAAACUCUUCCCUGGACAAUGUCAGUCAAGCCUCCUCGUCCUCGUCCUCGUCCUCGUCGUCGAGAUCCCCGCCUCUGCCUCCUCACUCGCAGGUGGUGUCGGUGUCCAUCGCGCUGGUGGUCACGGUCAUCGUCCUGGGCACCGUGGUGGGCAACGUGCUGGUGGUGGUGGCCGUGUUCACCAGCCGAGCGCUGAGGGCGCCGCAGAAUCUCUUCCUGGUGUCGCUGGCGUCGGCGGACAUCCUGGUGGCGACGCUGGUGAUCCCCUUCUCCCUGGCCAACGAGGUCAUGGGCUACUGGUACUUCGGGUCCACCUGGUGCUCCUUCUACCUGGCCCUGGACGUCCUCUUCUGCACCUCGUCCAUCGUCCACCUCUGCGCCAUCAGCCUCGACCGCUACUGGUCCGUCACCAAGGCCGUCAGCUACAACCGCCAGCGGACGCCGCGGCGGAUCAAGGCGAUGAUCAGCGUCGUGUGGCUGAUAUCCAUCGUCAUCUCGUCGCCGCCGCUGCUCAUGAGGCAGAAAGAGGAGGGUCCGGAGGAGGAGGAGGAGGACGCCCGGAGGCGGGAGUGUCUCCUCAACAACCAGACGUGGUACAUCCUCUCCUCCUGCCUCGUGUCCUUCUUCGCGCCGGGGGUCAUCAUGAUACUCGUGUACUGCAAGAUCUACCGCGUUGCCAAGCAGCGGGCCUCCACCGUGUUCGUGGCGAAGAACGUGAUGGAGCGGCAGCCGUCGCAGUCCGAGACCUGCUUCGCGGGCCAGCGGCAGGGAGUCGACUCCAGGCACGAGCUGCGCAGCCCGCUGCCCGCCAACCGACGCAGCUCGUCCAACGUGGACAGCAACAGCAGCGGCCGCAGGAGAGGAGAGCUGGACGACAUCGAGCUGGAGGAGAGGAGCUGCGGCGCCGACGCGAAGGCCUCCUCCUCCUCCUCCUCGUUCUCCUCGUCGCUGCUCUUCCCCAGGAGAGCUGGCGGGAGGCUGAAGACGGAGGAAGGGAAGGACGCCGGGGACACGAGCAGCAGGUUGAAACCGCCGCCGCCUCCCUCCUGCGCCUCCAUAUCGUGGGCGUCGUCCGACCACUGCCUCCUCCCGUCCCCGGAGCCGCUGCGCAGCCGGCAGGCGUCGCUGUCCCGACACAAAGUGGCCCAGAUGAGGGAGAAGCGCUUCACCUUCGUCCUGGCGGUGGUGAUGGGCGUCUUCGUCCUCUGCUGGUUCCCGUUCUUCUUCACGUACAGCCUGCACGCCGUCUGCCGGGAGAGCUGCACGAUCCCCGACGCACUCUUCAACCUGUUCUUCUGGAUCGGCUACUGCAACAGCUGCCUGAACCCCAUCAUCUACACCAUCUUCAACCGAGACUUCAGGAGGGCCUUCAAGAAGAUCCUGUUCCACACGCACAAACGGACAUGAGACUACGAGAGCGCGCACGUGUGUGUGUGAUCGUGUGUGUGUGUGAUUGUGUGUGUGUGUGUGUGUGAUCGUGUGUGUGUGUGUGAUCGUGUGU